UUUGAUUUGAAUUUAUUUAGAUUAGAUUAUACCGUAAUGAAAAAACACAGUAGUAUUUAAAUAAGAAAAAAAAGCACAAAAAUAACAAGCGAGCGAGUUAGACAAGAAGAAAGCAACAAUACAAAUUUAAAUACAAAAUAAAUUAUAUAAAAAGAGAAUAAAAAUCCCUAAAACUGCGAGCGUUUUUGUUUGUGAGAGAGAAGAAGAGAGAGACGAGUCUGUAUGGCAAAAGGAUGAGGAAGGAAGAAGAAGAAGAAGCAGGAUCUUAUAACAUGAACGUCGACGAUACUAACAACAACAACAACUAUAUCUGCACUGAUAAUGAUUACAUCGAAGAAGAUGAAGAUAAUAGCAACACUAAGAAGAGCCAAACACAAGCAUGGGGCACGUGGGAAGAGCUGUUAUUAGCAUGCGCCGUUAAACGACACGGAUUUGGUGAUUGGGAUUCCGUCGCUACGGAGGUUCGAUCCCGGAGCUCUCUCUCUCACCUCCUCGCUUCCGCUAAUGAUUGUAGGCACAAGUAUCGAGAUCUCAAGCGUCGAUUUCACGAACAAGAAAAAACAGAUGUGACGGCGACGGUGGAAGAAGAAGAAGAAGAAGAAGAGAGAGUUGGUAAUAAUAUCCCGUGGCUUGAACAGCUACGUAACCUUCGUGUAGCUGAGCUCCGUCGUGAAGUUGAGCGUUAUGAUUGUUCGAUACUAUCGCUUCAAUUGAAAGUUAAGAAAUUAGAGGAGGAGAGAGAAGUCGGAGAAGAGAAACCAGAUCUGGAAAACGAGAGGAAAGAAGAGAGAUCGGAGAACGAUGGUUCUGAAUCUGAGCACCGUGAAAAGGCGGUUUCAGCGGCGGAGGAAUCUGAUCGGGAAAAUAGGUCGAUGAACGAGUCCAACUCGACAGCAACCGCCGGAGAAGAAGAGAGAGUUUGCGGAGACGAACCGAGUCAAACUCGAGAAGAUGAUUCCGGUAAUGAUAAGAAUCCGGAUCCUGAUCCGGUUAACAAGGAUGCGACGGCUGCGGAGGAGGAGGAAGGAUCGGUUAGUAGAGGAUCGGAAGCGAGUCACUCAGACGAGUUAGGCGAGUCAGGGACAUCGGAAAGUAAAUGGAAACGGAAACGAAGGAAACAGGGUGGUGCCGGCGAGAUCAGAUCGGCUGAGAGUAAAUCACAGCCGUUGAUUAGUCUUCUUGAUCUGAUUCGGUCCCAUCCGCGUGGAUCUUUGUUCGAACGCCGGCUUCGGAGCCAGGAGGCUAAGGAUUACAAGAGCAUGGUUAAGCAACAUUUGGACAUUGAGACAAUACAGAGAAAGUUGAAGCAAGGAUCUUAUGAUUCUUCAAGCCUCAUUUUUUACAGAGAUCUACAGCUUCUCUUCACAAACGCAAUUGUCUUCUUUCCUUUAUCUUCCUCAGAAUCGAUGGCAGCUCACGAACUACGAGCUGUUGUUUCUCAAGAAAUGAGAAAAGAGACCGGAAAAGCUGGCCCCAGGUUAAUAAAACAGGAAGCAUCCGGUAUGCGUAGUGGCAAAGCGGAUGCUGAAACAUCAGACUCGUCUCUCUCUAGGCAGAAAUCUUCAGGUCCUCUUGUCGUUUGUAAGAAGAGGCGUUCUGUUUCCGCUAAGGCUUCUCCUUCGUCAUCAAGCUUUAGCCAAAAAGAUGAUACGAAAGAAGAGACAUUAUCAGAGGAAAAAGACAACAUUGCGACUGGUGUAAGAAGCUCGAGAAGGGCAAACAAAGUGGCUGCGGUUGUCGCUAAUAAUACCAAGACGGGCAAAGGCAGGAACAAACAGAAACAGACAGAGUCGAAAACAAAUUCGUCGAAUGAUAAUAGUAGUAAACAAGACACAGGUAAAACAGAGAAGAAAACGGUUUCAGCAGAUAAAAAGAAGAGUGUGGCUGAUUUCUUGAAGAGAUUAAAGAAGAACUCUCCGCAAAAAGAAGCUAAAGAUCAGAAUAAGAGCGGUGGAAAUGUUAAGAAAGAUAGUAAAACAAAACCAAGAGAACUUAGAAGUAGCAGUGUGGGUAAAAAGAAGGCCGAGGUAGAGAAUACUCCGGUGAAAAGAGCCCCCGGGAGACCGCAGAAGAAAACAGCAGAGGCAACUGCAUCUGCCUCAGGAAAACGGGGUAGGGAUACAGGAAGCACGGGGAAGGACAAUAAACAGCCAAAGAAAAGAAUCAGAAAAUGACAAUUCAAAACAUGUUUGCCCCUUUAGUGGCAUUUCUUAAGAGCUCAAGUUAUUGUAUAUGCUUUGGAGUUUUUUUUUUAAUCUUAAUUCUAACAUUAGAAGUCCUAUUCUCAUAGUUAUGGAUUAGAGAAAGUGUAUUUUGGCUUGCUGUCAUCAGUAAUAUUCAUUCCUUCUUUUCUGUUAUAUUUUGCUCAUUUCC
This is a messenger RNA of Arabidopsis thaliana (thale cress), 2373 nucleotides long. RefSeq names its product DNA-binding bromodomain-containing protein. Lineage: Eukaryota; Viridiplantae; Streptophyta; Magnoliopsida; Brassicales; Brassicaceae. Bases 234 to 2174 code for a protein of 646 amino acids. The transcript has 3 exons. The record is from RefSeq and is marked reviewed.